AUGCACGCACCCACGCAGCGAGACACGGGCACGCACCCGUGGACGGGCGCGGAGCAGCCCCAGCCCAGCGGAGUCCGGCUUUUUUUUGCUUUUUCUUUUUUUUGGGGGGGGGGGUGUACCCCCGAGGGGAAGCCGCCGCCGGCUGCAGCUCUGCCGGCCAGGCGCUUCGCAACAGCUUGUUCCAGGGGUGGCACCGCCUUCGCCCUUCUUUGCCCCCACCCCUUCACCCUAAAAACCUGCCCCUGCCCCACGGCCCUUCAGUCAAAAACCCUGACGGGGACUGGCGAACACCUCGGGCUCCGAGCUCGGCCGUGGGACCCGGGGGAGCUCGGCGGCGUUCCUUGUCCCCGCCGCAGGCUGCGGUUGACCUUGAGCCGGGCGCUCCGUGCCCGUGGCUCGCUGUCCUCCUCUUAUGAAUGUCAUUGCCAUGAUGCGAGCGCGACAGUGGCAUCGGACCGUCCCCAGGUAGAGACAACCUGUCACACGGGGAACGGUGCAACUGGGGAAAGACAGACACGGGUGAAUACAGCUUCUCUCCUCUCGUUUGGGGUGGAUGGAGUUUGCCCCUUCUCCCAGGUACCAAACAGCAUUGAAGAUGGCUGUUGCAAAAGGAAGCAUAUUUUUUUCGUUUAUAUGAAGAUGGCUGUUGCUCAAGGAAGCAUGUUUUUCUUUCAUAUUAUACGUAAUUAGGGUAUGGCAACCAGAUGAAAAAUACUUUGCUGGAGAAUAUACCUUUUCUUUUAAAAAAAUGAAUCAAUGUUUACCUUUGUAAUAGUAAAAUGCUUCUUGCUGAGAUUCUUUUUUUCAGUUGUUACAAUGAAUUAUUCAUUCACAGGAUUAUUUGAAUCAUAAUUAUGAUGUAUUCAUUCAUAUGGUUAACUAUUGAGAAACCCUUUAAAAACAGCUUUUGGGAGGGACAGAAAAGCUCCUGAGGUUUGCAAGAGGAGACAGGGCAUGUCUACAUUGCAAUCACUGCUGUGGCUGAGCUCAUCCUGUGCCGGGUUUAAACGAGCAAGCUUCAAGCAGCAUAGCAGAGACAGCGUGGAGCUCCACAACGGUUUGCAGGACGAUUUUUCAGCCCACGCAGACAUUUCAUGCCGCCACAGCUCUGGUCUUCACGUUACCUGAGCUAGCAGUGUUACAGAUAGCUGAGGUGCCUCCACCCUAACUGCAGUCCCAUCCAGCCACGUCUACCAGCUCUGCUCACCUCCUACCACAGUCCAGCUCUGAGUAGGCAACAAGGCUGCUCUAUACCUCCCGGUUCUCGCUCCUGAAAGCCCUUAAGAAGUCACUGUAUUUCCCUCUGUGUACUUACGCUGCACCUCAGACUCGGUAUUAAACCCAUAAGCCUUUGCAAUGUGCAACUAAACUCUUUUUAGCACACAGCCUGUUCCCAAACUGAUCUGCACCACACUGCCUGUGCAGCCGCACCCCUCACUUCUAUAUUAAGCGGCGAUGCCAGCUGCCACCAUUCAGCCUCCGUGCAGAUCUUGCUGGGCCAGCAUCUUGCAAUGGUGCACAAUCUGCAAAGCUGGAGAAGAAUGGCAAGGGAGACCCAAAGAUGUCGGGGAGGGGCAAGAGGCGAACCCCGAAGCAGCACUCCAGAAAACCACACAGCAGUACCGUAACGCUCUCUGCAGAGUGAUUUGGCUGCUAGGUCUGAAGCCAACACCACAAAACCAGUGCCGCCUAAAGGUGCCACUAAGCUUCUCUUUGAGGUAGUGGCUGUGUUCACAUCUCCAAGCUCAGGUAUGGCGUGUUGCUAUGGCUCAAGAUUUUAGGAUGACCACAUCCUCCCCCAGGCUAUAUCGGUCACUAAUGCCAUGGUGCACAAAUACCCUUCAUAGAUACAUGGGAAAAACUGUUGCUGACUCUAGCACAGCAGGACAUUCUGAUUCUGGGCUCUCAUCCUGCUCCAGAAGCUGGAGGGACAU
Messenger RNA from Harpia harpyja (harpy eagle), 1934 nucleotides. RefSeq lists its product as uncharacterized. The record is from RefSeq and is a predicted model, not a curated record. The transcript is spliced from 3 exons. Bases 1 to 690 code for a protein of 229 amino acids. Lineage: Eukaryota; Metazoa; Chordata; Aves; Accipitriformes; Accipitridae.